AGCAGUUUUCAAACAUUGUAGCAAACAAAAUUAGAAAGGAUGUCACUAUAGAUUAUCCACAUUGCUUUAAAACCAUGAGUGAAGCAUCUCUACUGUUUCUUUUGUGCCCAGCAAGAUUAUUUCUGAUCUAUGGAAUCAUAAAUUUCCUAAAUUUGCAUUGCUCCAGUGGAGAAAGGGAUCUUUCCUUUCAAUUAAAUGGAGUUGAUGGCAAUGUGACCAAAGAGCGAUGGCGCCGAUCUCCAAACAGCCUACCACAGCCAAUUGACUGUGUCCUUUCCAGUUGGUCCUCAUGGAGUACUUGUGAACCUUGCCAGAAGAAAAGGUACCGAUUUGCCCGUGUGGAACAGCCUUCACAAUUUGGUGGUGACCAAUGUGAUGACGCUGAUCAAGAAACUGAAGACUGUGUAACAAGCACACCUUGCAGAAACACUGUUCGAUGUGAAGGCUUUGUAUGUGACACAGGAAGAUGUAUUAAUCGGAGGCUACUUUGCAAUGGGGAUGAUGACUGUGGGGAUCAGUCAGAUGAAAGAAACUGCAAGAAAAUAUAUAGGAGAUGCAACCAGCCUGUAGAACAAUACUGGGGAAUACAAAUGCUAGCAAGUGGAUUAAAUAUUUUUACAAACCAUCUGGAAGGCUUAGUUCUUGACCACAGAUACUAUGGCGGUGCUUGUUCUCCACAGAAUAUUGGAGACACCAGUUUCAGGAAGCCAUUCAAUGUACAAAGCUAUUUGGCUGUGACCAAAGGCAAAUUUGACUUUACAUCAACGGAAUAUGAAUCUUACUCAGAUUUCGAAGAAAAUGUUUCCAAGGCCAAAUCGAAACAAGAAAGCUUCAGCAUUGGACUAAAAAUACCAAACGUGUUUCACUUUGGUUAUAGUCAGGAUGAUAUGAGAUACAAAAAGUUCAUUGAGAGAACAAAACAUUUUGCUUCAAUGUCUAGAAAAUUUAUCAAUGCACGUUCAGAGCUGCAAGUUGCAGAGUAUAGACUGAAGAAUCAGAAUCUGAUGCUUCAGUAUGAGUUCUUCCAGCGAGUUCGUCAGUUGCCUUUAGAGUACAAUUAUGGAGAAUAUCGAGAACUCUUCAGAGACUAUGGAACACAUUACAUCACUGAGGCCACUCUUGGUGGUACUUAUGAAUAUACUUUGAUCAUGAAUAGCGAGGAGCUUCAGAAAGCAGGGUACAGUCUGAGUGAUGUCCGAUCUUGUACACAAGCUAGCCUUGAGGUUGGUGGAAACAUUAAAGGAUAUUACAUAACAGUUGGAGGAUCAGGUGGAGCCUGUUCUGCCAUUUUAAAUGAAAUUGGAGAUAAUGUUUCAGAAAAGAAAUUUGUAGAGGAUUUUGUCGUUCUUGUUCGUGGUGGUGCGAGUGAAUCUAUUACAACCCUGGCUUCCAAAGAACUGCCAACUCCAGAACUGAUGCAAAAGUGGGGAGAUGCAGUUCAGUACAACCCUGAUAUCAUCCAGAUGAAGGUGGAACCACUUUAUGAAUUAGUGACUGCAACCACUUUUGCAAAUGCAAAUACACUGAAACAAAAUAUGAGGCGUGCAUUGGAGGAGUUCCAGCAGGAAUCUAGUAGCUGUCACUGCAAUCCUUGCCAGGGCAAUGGGAGUCCUUUUCGGAAAGGGACUCACUGUGAGUGUAUUUGCCCACUAGGACAUCGGGGUCUUGCCUGUGAGGAGACACUAAGAACAGAUGUUGCUGUAGAUGGGAACUGGAGUUGUUGGUCCAGUUGGUCUGCAGGUUCUGGAGGAAAACGAUCAAGAAAACGGGAAUGUAACAAUCCUUCUGCUCAAAAUGGUGGCAAGCCAUGUUCUGGGCUAGCUGUUGAAAGCAUUUAGGAAAAUAUUCAAUAAAUAUAUUUGGAAGAAACAAUCAGAGGUGUUUCCAUAAUACUAUAGAAGUCACAGAGCAGGGUUGCAGGAGUCAAUUUCUGCUCCUGAGAUCUUUUUGGGGCUGCAUGGUCUGCCAAAAAUAUUUCCCUCCCCACUAAAUAAAUAAUACAUAAAAGGACACAUACACCCAUUGGAAUCAUAGAGGGGUCAAGGGCUCCCAAAAACAGACUCUGGGACCACAUUCUGAAUCAGGGCUGUCCAACCCUCUCAUUCCAAUGGGAAGCCCUCCAGAUGUGUUUGACAGCAGCUCCCACCAUGGCUAUGAUAGCCAGGGAUGAUUGAACCUGUCUUCCAACACAUUUGCCUGGUAGUAGCUUGGGAAAGGUGCCAUAGAGCUCAGUUAAUUAAGUCUAAGACAAAUUUCCCCAUUUUAUUUAGAUACUUUAAAUGGCUGUGAAAGAACCUAGAAACUUCUCUCAGUCAUGGAGUCUCUGAUAUGCCUAUGGGUAUAUUUUAUACAAUUAAUAAAGGCUUCUCUUCAGCUCUGCCAUAAUGUAGGAGAAGUUGUAUUGCUGCUCCUUAUGCAUGACAUUUAUGAGUGCCUCUCAGGAAAUAAGAUCCUUUGAGUGGGGAAUAGGUAUGCAGAUCAUACAGAAAGUAUCAACAACAGAUGUUUAUUCCAGGUAUAAAACAAAUAUAUUGUAACUAUUUGUCAUAGGGCUAUUGUUUUGCAUAGAGACUUUGUAAUAUUAAAGGCCAUCCUCUGUCAUUCUGCCAUUAAGAAAAGUCUACCUUUUCCAGUCAAAUAAAGCAAAAUCUACUUCA
Molecule: messenger RNA, 2657 nt
Organism: Sceloporus undulatus (fence lizard)
Lineage: Eukaryota; Metazoa; Chordata; Lepidosauria; Squamata; Phrynosomatidae
Gene: C8B
Product: complement C8 beta chain
Exons: 12
Coding region: 75-1838 (587 amino acids)
Biological process (GO): immune response
Cellular component (GO): membrane attack complex
Molecular function (GO): protein binding
Source: RefSeq, a predicted model, not a curated record